CAGUAUGGCUGUGGACAGAGAAGUAUGAGAUGUGUUACUUGUAAACCAAUCUAAUCUAACAAACAGUGCCCGCCGUUUUCUAUUUUUGUUGUCUUUAAGCGUCAGUGUAAAAACCACCACUUCAUCGCUUUGACGGAAGACGCAGCCCUGGUGUCACGAUGAGCAACAUUUACAUCCAGGAGCCUCCAACAAAUGGAAAGGUCCUGUUGAAGACCUCAGCAGGUGAUAUUGACAUUGAGUUGUGGUCCAAGGAGGCUCCUAAAGCAUGCAGGAACUUUGUGCAACUGUGCAUGGAAGGUUAUUAUGAAGGCACAAUAUUCCACAGAGUGGUGCCUGACUUCAUUAUUCAAGGUGGAGAUCCCACCGGUACAGGGACAGGUGGAGAGUCCAUCUAUGGCCGGCCAUUCAAGGAUGAAUUUCACUCCAGAUUGCGCUUCAAUCGAAGAGGUUUGGUUGCCAUGGCAAAUGCAGGGCCACACGAUAAUGGCAGUCAGUUUUUCUUCACCUUGGGACGUGCAGAUGAGCUCAACAAUAAACACACCAUAUUCGGCAAGAUCACAGGAGACACAGUUUAUAAUAUGCUCAGAUUAGCAGAAGUGGAAUGUGACAGUGAGGAAAGACCUCUGAAUCCCCACAAAAUAAGAACCACUGAGGUGCUUCACUCUCCUUUUGAUGACAUUGUACCUCGUGAAACAAAGAAAGCCAAAAAGGAAAAAGACAAAGAGGAGGGAAAGAAAUCACAGUCAAAAGCCACAAAGAACUUCAGUCUGUUGUCAUUUGGAGAAGAAGCUGAAGAGGAAGAAGAGAUGGUGAAUCAAGUCAGUCAGACAUUAAAGGGAAAAAGCAAAAGCAGCCACGACCUUCUCAAAGAUGAUCCGAGGCUGAGCUCUGUUCCAGCAGUUAAUAAGAAAAAAAAGAAAGCGGCAUCUGGAGAUGCAGCCGAGACAGACGACGACGAGGCCGAUGGUGAUGCUGAAGGCGACAUGGAUGCGGACGAAGAAUACGACUCAGAUGAGAAAGAGAGGAUGAGAGAGCUCAUCAGUAAGAAGCUGAAGAAAGACAGAGGCACAGAGAAAGAGACGGAGCCCAGCGAGGAAGAGCGAGGGAAAAAGACCAGCCGCAGUGAUGAAUUACGGAAAGAGGCACGGCAGCUGAAGAAGGAACUCCAGGCCAUAAAGCAAAGGAAAGAAGAAAGUACAAAACCUGCUGUAGAUGAAGUCAAGGAAGCGGAUAAAAAGCCGACCAGCGAGGCGGUGGCUGAGUACCUGGAGGGGAGAAAGAAGUACGAAGAGCUCAGGAAACAAAAACUGAAGAAAGGCUCGAGCAGAGAAGAACAGACACUGGCCCUCCUCAAUAGCUUCAAGUCCAAGCUGUCGUCGGCCAUCACCGAGGCUCCGGAGGACGACGUGGAGGAGCUGGCAGAGGAUGACGACAAAGGAUGGAUGGGCCAUGUUCUGCAGUUUGAUGAGCAAACCAGAAAAGUCAAGGAUGCCAACAUGCAGGACGAGGACACUUUCGAGAUCUACGACCCGCGCAACCCCGUCAAUAAACGAAGGAGAGAGGAGAGCAAGAAGAUCAUGAGGGAGAAGAAGGCCAAGAGGUGAGGUCACGAGGUCGAAGGUCAGGUCCUGCCCGAGCCACGUGAUUGAAGAACUGGUCAUACAGCAUCUCGCACGUCCGCUUCUCCACCACUUCAAACCCCGCUUUUGUUGAACAGUCCCCUGGCUCGAACAUCUGGAUUGAGGAUACUGACCUGAGCGCAAACCAUCCCUGUAAUCUGUGAUGGAAAGGCUUCUUCAGCUGGAACAGCUGCACCCAGACGACGCUCAGCUACUCAUCAGGGUUCAGACCGUGGUCGCAGUAAUGGUUAAGGUCGCGAUUUGAUGAUGUGUCAUGUUAACUUUUUUAUGCUACUUGUUUACGCUGUUCUUUUUCUGUUUUUGUUGUCUACAGCUUAAAUGUGAGACUUAGACUU
Toxotes jaculatrix (banded archerfish) is the source of this 1975-nucleotide messenger RNA. It is a transcript of the gene cwc27, whose product is annotated as CWC27 spliceosome associated cyclophilin. Gene Ontology annotation, biological process: protein folding; protein peptidyl-prolyl isomerization. Lineage: Eukaryota; Metazoa; Chordata; Actinopteri; Toxotidae. Gene Ontology annotation, molecular function: peptidyl-prolyl cis-trans isomerase activity. The record is from RefSeq and is a predicted model, not a curated record. Gene Ontology annotation, cellular component: catalytic step 2 spliceosome. The transcript is spliced from 14 exons. Bases 159 to 1604 code for a protein of 481 amino acids.